Molecule: messenger RNA, 3852 nt
Organism: Bombyx mori (domestic silkworm)
Lineage: Eukaryota; Metazoa; Arthropoda; Insecta; Lepidoptera; Bombycidae
Product: atlastin
Exons: 15
Coding region: 298-2610 (770 amino acids)
Biological process (GO): endoplasmic reticulum organization; protein homooligomerization
Molecular function (GO): GTPase activity; GTP binding
Source: RefSeq, a predicted model, not a curated record
UCAAAUACAGUAAGGAAUCAUUACAAAAUUUCAGCGUGAACUGAGUGCUUGUGUUGGAAUUAAUGUUUAUGUAGAUUAAUAUAAAUUGUUUUGCGUUGUUAAAAUUAAACGAUUAUAUGUUUAAAGUUGUAUAAGAAUUAAUAGUUAACUGCCAUAUUGAACGGCGGAUAUCUGAGUCGUUUGAUAAUGCCGCCCUUGAGACAUUACGAUGGAAGUCUCAAUCUUUCAGGCGUAGUAAAUUUUUGGAGAAAUUUGAAGAGAAAGAUAGAAGAUGGUACUGUGAUAUAGAGCGGAGUCAUGAGCAGUCUCGGUGAAGCCAAAGGGGUGGAGGUGGUGAAGGUGACCGACGACCACACGUAUCAGCUGAAUGAGGAUGCAUUACGGAUGAUCCUACUGCGAGAUGAGGUCAAGGACCUUCCUGUGGUCGUAGUCAGCGUCGCUGGCGUCUACCGCGGUGGAAAGUCCUUCUUGCUGGACUUCUUCCUCAGAUACCUAAAAGCGCCCCCCUCGUCUCGUGAUAGUGCUGCGUGGCUGGGCCAGGAAGACGAGCCGCUGACGGGAUUCAUUUGGCGGGCUGGUUGCGACCGUCAGACAACUGGUAUCGUUCUAUGGUCGGAACCGAUUGUUACCAGAUUCAACGAUCAAAAGGUGGCUGUAGUGUUGAUGGACACCCAGGGCACGUUUGACAACAGCAGCACGGUUCGCGACAGUUCAACUAUCUUCGCACUUUCCACGUUACUCUCCUCGAUUCAAAUCUACAACCUCAAAGAGAACAUCAAAGAAGACGACCUCCAGCAUUUACACCUUUUUACGGAAUACGGAAGGUUGGCGUGCGAUGAUGAUGAUGAGGCAGCGUUCCAAGUUCUCAUGUUCUUGGUCCGUGAUUGGGCGUACCCUUAUCAACACGCGUUUGGCGCGGAAGGAGGCGAAGAAUUGCUUAUAAAAAGGUUGCAGAUCACUAACAAUCAGCACGCGGAGUUGAGGGAAUUACGAGAGCGAAUCCGUUCUUGUUUCAAAUCGGUCUCCUGUUUCCUGAUGCCUCACCCGGGGUUCGUGGUUUCGGAGCAAAACUUUAAUGGACAACUAGCUGACAUUCGUAUUGAGUUCAAAGAAGCGCUUCGAGAUCUGGUACCAUCGAUGUUCGGAUCUAGGAAUUUGGUGCCGAAAAAAAUCAAUGGUCACCAAAUCAAAACUCGGGACCUGUUUGAUUUCUUUAAGACUUACGUGAACAUCUACAACAGCGAGGAGCUGCCUACUCCGGUUACCAUUUUGAAGGCAACAUCUGAGGUGGCAUUGAUAUCUGCGAUCAGGGAUGCAAGGGAACAGUAUGAAAAACGUAUGGAAAUGAAUGCCGGUGCCAAACAGCCGAGUGUACCAGACAACGUGCUUGAAGAUCAACACAAGAGAACCGUUCUUAUUAUUCGUCAAUCGUUUGAGAGUAAAAAGAGGAUUGGUUCACAAAAGGACGCCAAGGAGCAUAUCGAAAAGCUGAUUACGGAAUUAGAAGCACGCUUGCAGCAUUACUUGACAUUGAACAAAGCGAAACUUCAGAAAGCCGUGGUUGACGCGAAACAAGCUUACGAUGACGCAGUUCAGAAGGUGACUAAGGGAGAGCCUCUCUGUCUGCACCCCUUAGACUUAGAUUCACUCCACAACAAGGCGGUGGACGCGGCGGCAGAUUUAUUCGAUAACAACAGAAGAACUCCCGAUAAGGAAAGCGACCCUGAAAGGAUUUCGUUAAUGAAGCAUCUCGAAGGUAAUAUCAAAGAUUUGCGAUUGAAAAACGAUUAUAACAAUAAAGUCUUCAUUAGCGAGGCCCGAAAGGUAUAUGAGACAUUAAUGCAGAAGCACGUCUGGAUGGGAUCGUGUGUCUCUGACGAAUUAUUGCAGAAUUGCCACAGAAAUGCAUUGAAGAAGGCCAUUGGAAUCUUGAAAUCGCAUCGCAACAUCCCCACAAACCAUAGCGAAGAUAAAUACAUCAGUUCUUUACAAGAGAGCAUCGUAGAAGAAUUCCAGAAGUUUCGUUCAGCGAACAACAACGCCAAUAAGAUUGCGAUCCAAGAGGCAGUAUACUCUUACAACAAUCACAUGACUUCAGCCUGGGGACCGCCUUCCAGCUGCUUCCAUCCCCAAGACCUAACGAAAAUCCACGAGACUAAUAAAGCAUUGGCCCUGACUGAAUUCCAUAACAGCAGAAAUACGACGGCUGAUGAUGAUGGUGAUGACGAUGAUGACGGUGAUGUCAAUAAACAAAAACUCGUUGAGCUAUUGAACAGACGUUAUAGUGAACUGAAAGAAAUCAACUCGGCUUCCAACGAUAUGGCAGUUGCCGAUUCAUACCGCGAAUACUGCAGGUAUAUGGACGGGAAAUGUAAGCCGUCGGUCCUGUCUAUAUUAAUUGUUCCUUGGCUGGUCAAGGUGAUCAGACGUCUGCCAGAUUAUCAUAAAGAAGGCAAAAACGCAGCAUGGGAUUACUUCAGAAGCAAGAGACGCAAUUACUCCUACCGUUCCGAUGACAGUUACAGAACAGACCUCGAAUCUAAACUGGAAGAUGGUUUUCAUGAGUAUUGUCACCCGCUGAACGCACUCACUCGUGAGUUCGGUAUAUGAGACGAUUUGGGAGUGGCAUCAACUAAACAAAUAAACAAUUAAAAAAAUAAUACGGAAACACCCAACUGAUUUUUUGACUACAAGGACAGUGGUAAUUGAUGUUUGGCCAUCAUAGAAAAAUAUUCGGGAUAUUUGUGAUGUAUUAGCAUAUUUAUUCGGAAAUCUUAUUGUGUUUUUUUUUAUUAUUGAACGUUUUUGAAUAAAAACAAAAAGCAAAUCACAAUGUUUUUAGAUUUUAUGUUUAUAACUGAUGCUCGCCUAUCCUUAAUGUAUCAAUCAAUGUAAAAAAAAACAAAUAAUUGUAAUUGAGAAAUAGCAAUAUUAUUUUAAGUGUUAGAUUAUAAUUUUUUGUAUUUGAAUUUGUAUUUUUUUUUAUUAUUCAAUCCGGGCGUCGGCAUUUAAAUUAUGAUGUUAAUUUAUGCCAAGAAAACGACUAGUCGUGAUAAAGUACAUGUGCUGCCAUCUAUUGUCUGAAAUAUACAUUAAUAUUUAUUUAAUUUCAAAACAUUCUGCUAAGUCGUAACUAAUUUAAAACAAAUAAUAUGAUAAUAAGCAGUAAUUUGAAGGGUCGGUGGCCCGAUUUGAAGGAUGGGAAAGUCGCAAUACUAUACAAUUAAGACUUAGACCUCAUUUUUAAAAUGAACUGCGAUAUUCACGGUGUGAUCUCCAUGAGCUUCGGAAACCACUUAACACCAGGUGGAACAUGAACAUAUUUCAUCAUCAUCAUUCUCCAGCCCUUCUCCCAGUCACCUGGGGCCGGCACAACAUGCUUCUUCCUUCCAUACUCCUCUAUCAUAUACCAUUUCUUCGCUCACUCCCCCUCUUACAAAUAUCGUCUUUCAUUGAGUUUGGUGGGCACCUAAGAAUACUCCCAACCCAAACUUAGCUCAUAGGUGUCGUAGAAGGCGACUAAGAGUCAAAGCAUGACCAAAGCCUUGGCCCAAAGCCAACAAAAGUAUCCCCAAGGAAAGUUAACGUCAGGCUGGUGGCCGAUCAUAAAAUUUUUGCCAAAACUUAGAAGCAACAUUAUGUUUAUGCAAUAAAUAUUUUAGAUAAUAAAUUUUUAUGCAUUGUUUUUAUAUUAUUGUUUAGAAAUAUAAUAACUAGAUAAUAAUACACUAGAUAAAUACAACCGAAAAAGCUCUUGCAAUUACAUACAUGCCAACAGUAAAAAUAUUUUUGUAUUUGUAUAAGAAUUAUUUUGUAAAACAAAAACUUGUGAAUAAAUGAUAUUAUUUUGAA